GCACUUCCGGGGUCGGGUGAUUCCGGCCCGCCCCGCCCCGCCGCCGGUGCCUCGCUGGAAACUCCGGCUCUCCCGGAAGUGGCCCGAGCCUGUCUGUCGGGGUCGCCACCACCCCGCCGCUGCUGAGGGCCGCGGGGUCGGCGGCGAUGGCGGAGGCGGCGCUGCUGCUGCCUGAGGCGGCGGCGGAGCGGGACGCUCGGGAGAAGCUGGCUCUCUGGGAUCGGAGACCCGACACCACGGCGCCGCUGACCGACAGGCAGAUGGACUCGGUGCUGGAGCUGAAGGCGGCGGCAGAGAACCUGCCGGUGCCGGCCGAGCUCCCAAUUGAAGACUUGUGCAGUUUAACAUCCCUGUCGCUGCCCAUCACGCAGACGGCAGUGGUACCUGAAUCUACAGAAGACAUCCUCUUGAAGGGUUUUACUUCCUUAGAAAUGGGAGAAGAAAGAAUCGAAACUGCACAGCAGUUUUUUUCAUGGUUUGCAAAACUACAAACUCAGAUGGAUCAGGAUGAAGAAACUAAAUAUAGACAGAUGAGGGAUUACUUGUCUGGGUUUCAGGAGCAGUGUGAUGCUAUAUUGAAUGAUGUAAACAGUGCUCUUCAGCAUCUGGAGUCCUUGCAGAAACAGUAUCUUUUCGUGUCCAAUAAGACAGGAGCUCUACACGAAGCCUGUGAACAGCUCCUAAAGGAACAGUCGGAACUUGUUGAUUUGGCUGAAAACAUUCAACAAAAGCUUUCCUAUUUUAAUGAAUUGGAGACUAUUAACACAAAAUUGAAUUCUCCUACGUUGUCUGUGAAUAGUGAAGGAUUUAUACCCAUGCUGGCCAAGUUAGACGAUUGUAUAACAUAUAUCUCAUCUCAUCCGAAUUUUAAAGAUUACCCUGUCUAUUUACUGAAGUUCAAGCAAUGUCUUUCUAAAGCUUUGCACCUCAUGAAGACGUACACUGUGAACACACUACAGAGCCUCACAAGUCACUUACUGAAAAGGGAUCCUUCCUCUGUACCUCAUGCAGACAACGCCUUCACACUGUUUUACGUGAAAUUUCGAGCUGCUGCCCCCAAAGUCAGAACCCUUAUUGAACAAAUAGAACAGCGAUCUGAAAGAAUACCUGAAUACCAGCAGCUGCUAAAUGACAUCCACCAGUGUUACCUUGAGCAGAGGGAGCUCCUUUUGGGCCCUAGUAUUACCUGUACCGUCACAGAGUUAACCAGCCAGAAUAACAGAGAUCAUUGUGCCUUGAUUCGCAGUGGCUGUGCCUUUAUGGUCCAUGUGUGCCAGGAUGAACACCAACUUUACAAUGAAUUCUUCACAAAACCAACGUCAAAAUUAGAUGAACUUUUGGAGAAACUGUGUAUGUCAUUGUAUGAUGUCUUCAGGCCAUUGAUCAUUCAUGUUAUUCACUUAGAGACUCUUUCGGAACUUUGUGGGAUUCUUAAAAAUGAGGUGCUUGAAGAUCAUGUACAGAACAAUGCCGAACAGCUGGGGGCCUUUGCAGCUGGCGUCAAGCAGAUGCUGGAAGACGUGCAAGAGCGGCUGGUCUACCGAACCCACAUCUACAUUCAGACAGACAUCAUUGGCUACAAGCCGGCUCCCGGCGAUCUGGCGUACCCCGAUAAGCUGGCGAUGAUGGAGCAAAUUGCACAGAGUAUAAAAGACGAACAGAAGAAGGUACCUUCAGAAGCUUCGUUUUCAGAUGUUCGGUUAGAAGAAACAGAGUCUAAUAAUGUAACAAAAUCUGGUUCAGCAGAAUCUCUCAAUCCUAGGCCACAGGCUACAAUUUCUCCGGCAGAUCUUCAUGGAAUGUGGUAUCCUACAGUUCGACGGACACUUGUCUGUCUCUCCAAAUUGUACAGAUGCAUAGAUAGGGCGGUGUUCCAGGGACUAUCACAGGAAGCCUUAUCUGCCUGUAUUCAGUCCUUACUGGGAGCGUCCGAGUCUAUCAGCAAAAACAAGACUCAGAUUGAUGGACAGCUUUUCUUAAUAAAGCAUCUUUUGAUUCUUCGUGAACAAAUCGCUCCGUUUCACACUGAAUUCACCAUUAAGGAAAUUUCCCUGGACCUCAAGAGAACUAGAGAUGCAGCAUUUAAAAUCCUGAAUCCCAUGACUGUUCCAAGAUUUUUUCGGCUGAAUAGCAACAACGCCUUGAUAGAGUUCUUGCUGGAGGGGACUCCUGAGAUAAGAGAACAUUACCUCGACUCUAAAAAAGACGUAGACCAUCACCUGAAGUCGGCCUGCGAGCAGUUUAUUCAGCAGCAGACCAAGCAGUUCGUAGAGCAGCUGGAGGAGUUCAUGACGAAGGUUUCAGCAUUAAAAACAAUGGCCAGUCAAGGAGGACCCAAGUACACCCUGUCACAGCAGCCGUGGGCACAGCCAGCAAAGGUUGGUGACCUUGUGGCAAGUGUCUACAAGACAAUAAAAUCAAAGCUGCCUCUGACAUUGAGAAGUAUGUCAUUGUAUCUCUCCAAUAAAGAUACGGAGUUCAUCUUGUUUAAACCUGUUAGGAAUAAUAUUCAGCAAGUCUUCCAGAAGUUCCAUGUCUUGUUAAAGGAAGAGUUCAGCCCUGAAGAUGUCCAGAUCAUUGCUUGUCCUUCUGUGGAGCAGCUGAACCUCCUGCUGUCAAUCUCUAAAUAAGCAGGCCAGUCGGGCUGUGUGCGUAAACAGUCUGGCUGGUACGAGUGUCUGAGAGUCAGGCGGCCUGCAGGACGCUGAGAAAUUAGAUGUGGGACUGUCCCCAGAACCACACAGGCGUGCCACUCGGUGCUGACUGCGGCGUGAAAAGAUUGGUGUUUCCCUUCUCCACACAUCAAAAUGCCAAAGAUUAAGCCACGAGCAGUGGUAACGGCCUCAUUUAAAUGAUCGCAGGAAAUGUAAGUUUUUAAGAGGUAGUUAUGGUGGGCACGCAGUGAGAUGGUUCUUAGCAAAAGUGUGCAAUGAGAAGAGGUUGCAGCACGUAGGGCAGAGAACUUUGUGGGAAUAGCGCUAAAUAGAAAGCGUCUAAAGUAAGGCUUGUUAAAGUGUGAAACACUGCGACGCUCACCACUGAGCACUCCACAGUGACUCUUUUACUUCCGGAACUGCUAUUUCUACCCUUGAUUUAGCGUAACAUUUCUCCUGUCACUUUGAAGUUAAGUUUGGAGCAGAUUGGAUGCCUCUGGGAAUUCAGGCUGUUCUCUGCCCGUGGGUUUGGGGUGAGGUCAUUUCCGUGUGCAGGGACCUCCUGGACGGUCGCAGGACCUAGACUCCCUGAAUUGCUGAGGUACAGAACGUUCAGGAACAGGGAGCGGCUGCCGGCUCGCAAUAGAUAAAUGCAGUGUCUUUAAUGAACUGCCAUGGAACAGUCGUCAAUGUUUUUGAGUGGGAAGUACAGUGGGGCGUGUACAGCUGGCACGUGAAGGAGGGGAGGAAACCCCACGAAGAGUGUGCCUCACGCACGCGGGGAGAUGACCAGCCUGCUGGCCACCGCCCUCGGGUCAGUCCUCCGAGAAGCCAGCGUGCUCGCGGCCUGUGUGUUCGGGGGCUGUGCUGUGUCCCUGCGACAGCCGAGCUGGGUGAAGAUGCUCCCCGCCCCCAAAACCACCCCACUACGUCAGGGAUGCUCACGUAAAUCACAUGUCUAUGACUUUUCCUGCAAAUACCGAUUUCCUGAUGGGAUUGGUUUUGCCUCUGACGUUACAGUAAAAGUAGCCUGCUUUUUGGUUCCAAAGGAAUUUUGAAUUAUUUGAACACUAGCCUAGAGGUGGAACACCGAUGAGGGUUCUGGAAUAUAGCAGCAGACCCCAUUCGGCGUGACUGGCAGCAUUUCUCAUCCCCUUCAAGCAGACCCCCAGCGUACAGAUGGGUCACGACCGUAGUCUGACACCUGUCAUUUUCAACAGGUCACUUGUUUUUCAACUCAGUUUAAAUUGGUGAUGGGUGUUGCUUGAUCGAGCUUAAUACUCUAUAUUUUGGGAAGAUAGACGGUAAAGAGGGUCCAUAGUCAUUCUUUGACAUGAAAUGAAUGAAUUAGGAAGAUUGUAUUUACUUCCGCUUAUUAUUUAAGUACAUUUAAUGAAAUUAACUGUAAAAUAUCCGGUUUUGUGUAUUAUAUGUACAUUUGAUUUUUAAAAAGCCUUUUCCAAAGAAAUGAGGGCAUGGUUAUUGUACAUACUGUGACUGAUUUAUUUGAUGUACAGAGCAGAGUGUGUUCUUAAGGAUAAAAAUAUUUGACAACACUCGUUCUUGUGUUGAAUCUUUUAUUUCUGAAACAGACACCUCGCAAAGGCUGAGUGCGUGACAGUGAUCCACCUUGUUUGUGAAAUAAACAUUUGUUUAAAUCUGUACAGUUUCAAGUGUUGACUUAUAUAAAGAGUGUACAUACUUUCAAAUAAUUUAAAAUGCUUUAUAUUAUUUGGCUAGAAAUUGCUGUUUUUAAUAAAUGUGAAUUUUUUUAAAAAUAAAGAUUUUUGCUUCCUA
Molecule: messenger RNA, 4451 nt
Organism: Rhinolophus ferrumequinum (greater horseshoe bat)
Lineage: Eukaryota; Metazoa; Chordata; Mammalia; Chiroptera; Rhinolophidae
Gene: COG3
Product: component of oligomeric golgi complex 3
Exons: 23
Coding region: 147-2630 (827 amino acids)
Biological process (GO): intracellular protein transport; Golgi organization; intra-Golgi vesicle-mediated transport
Cellular component (GO): cis-Golgi network; membrane; COG complex
Source: RefSeq, a predicted model, not a curated record